Molecule: messenger RNA, 1073 nt
Organism: Drosophila grimshawi
Lineage: Eukaryota; Metazoa; Arthropoda; Insecta; Diptera; Drosophilidae
Product: metaxin-2
Exons: 3
Coding region: 41-859 (272 amino acids)
Biological process (GO): mitochondrion organization
Cellular component (GO): SAM complex
Source: RefSeq, a predicted model, not a curated record
UCAUCGUUAAUAUAAGGUUGAAUAUAAAAAUAAACACAAAAUGCAAAGUUCGCAAUAUCUGAAUCAACUUCACACCGCGGACAAACUGUCCGAGGAGCCUUGGCCCGAAGAUGCCACUCUCUAUCAGCCCUUUGAGGCGGAACAAAUCCUAUUGCCGGAGAACGCGAGUUGUCUGGCUGUGAAGGCCUACUUGAAGAUGUGCAAUUUACCAUUCGGAGUGCGCUCCUGUGCCAAUGCGGAGCACAUGUCGCCCGGCGGCCGAAUGACCAAAUUGCCAUUCAUCCGUGCAGGUGCAUUUAUUUUUGCCGAAUUCGAACCGAUUGUGAAUUUUGUGGAGCAAAAGGACAUGGCAAUCGGUAGCUGGCAGGAUGAGGAUGAGAAGGCCGAUAUGCGUACAUAUGUUUCGCUGGUGGAGAACAUCUUCACCAUGGCAGAACUGUAUGUGAGCUUCAAAAAUGAGCGCGUCUACAAAGAAGUUACUGCGCCCCGCAAUGGAGCCGUCUAUCCCUGGCCACUAAAUCUCAUGCAAAACUACAGCAAGCGCCGGAAUGCGCUGCGCCAGCUAAAGGUGUAUCAGUGGCACGAUCUGGACAUCGAACAUGUCAUCGAGAAAGUGGCCAAGUGCUGUGAGACGCUUGAAUAUAAACUGAAAGAAUCACCAGAUACGCCCUUCUUCUUUGGCGACCAGCCUUGUGAAUUGGAUGCGAUUGCUUUUGGCCAUCUCUUCAGCAUUUUGACAACAAGGCUGCCCAAUAUGGCUCUAGCACAAACUGUGCAAAAAUUUGGGCAUUUGGUGACAUUUUGCCGCUUCAUCGAUGAGAAAUACUUUCAGAUGAGUGGACUGUUAUUGCUGAAGUGAGCUGUUAUUGAUCAAUCAUUUAUUUUAGGCAAUGUUAAUAAGAUGUUAAGUUGUCAUCGAAAAGUAAUCGAUCUUUUGCAAAAAUAUAAUAUAAGACCGUUACGCUCAAACAUUUGUCACAUUUUUCGAGAGGCUUUCCAAGUUGUUUGGCUAUCUGCGCAUAUACUUAUUAAAUUUGAAAAAUAAAAAAUCUGUUAAUUUUUUGAUUUGAUAA